UCUUCUGCUAAAACAUCAGGGCUCAUUCAUGGAGUCAUGUGAUUCUUCUUUUUCUUUGACGAAAGUGCCCUUGCCCUUCUUACAUUAUCCCCACUCCACCCCACCUUCUCAGCCUAGCCCAGCCCUUCUCUUUGCUUGCAGUGCAAGUGCCACUUCCACACCUAAGCCCUGAAGAAACUCCACUCUUGCAUUUUCAUAUUUCCCCAUUUAACUUUCUUGCCCAUAAAUUUAUUUUAUCCCCUUUUUGGCCCUCUCCCUCUCUCUGUUUCUGGGUGUGACAUUGGGGAUAAGGAGGCAAAAGGAGCAGGAGGAAAAUGGGGAUGGGAACUAGCAUCUUUAUCAUCAGAUGGAUCAAUUUUCUGACCAUGCUUCUAGCUAUUCUUGUCAUAAUAUUCGGGAUAUGGAUGGGCUCUCACCACGACGGUUGUCGAAAAUCUCUCACUUUUCCUGUCAUGGGACUCGGUGGAUUUAUCUUUGUGGUGUCCAUAGUUGGUUUCUUGGGCGCUCUUAAGAACAAUUCCAUAUUGCUGUGGAUUUACCUGAUCAUGUUGUGCAUUACGUUGAUCGGUAUUCUGGUGUUUACAGUGCUGGCGUUUAUUGUUACGAAUAAUGGAUCGGGACAUUCCGUUGCUGGCCUGAGGUAUAAGGAGUAUCAACUACAAGACUAUAGUACAUGGUUUCUAAAACAGCUUAAUAAUACCGAUAACUGGAUGCGUUUGAAGAGCUGUCUCGUCAAAUCCGACGACUGCAAUGAUCUCUCAAAAAGAUACAAGACUCUCAAGCAGUACAAGUUAGCAAAGCUGACGCCAAUCGAAGCCGGUUGUUGCAGACCUCCAUCUGAAUGUGGUUAUCCUGCUGUUAAUGCAUCAUACUAUGACUUGAGUUUUCAUCCUGUUAAUUCAAACCAUGACUGCAAACUAUACAAGAAUUCCCGGGCAGUCAAGUGUUACGAUUGUGAUUCUUGCAAGGCUGGAGUUGCACAGUACAUGAAGAUUGAAUGGCGAUUGGUUGCGAUCUUCAAUGUCAUUCUAUUCGUAGUCUUGCUGAUCAUCUACUUAGUUGGAUGCUGCGCCCGACGAAAUGCUGCGAGGAAUCGGUCAAAAGGAUAGCGGGAUACUGGUUGCUGAAAUAUCAAAUCAAACCGUAGUCCUCUUAUGCAUGUAAGUGAUACCUUUUGGAAGUAGAAUUUUUUAGCAAAAGAAUGAAGUUUGUCAUUCCUGCUGCCAUGUUUGUAUGUAUAUAGUUCGUUCUUUAACAAGUACAGCGACUAAUAUCCGUUCUGGUAUCACCUGUAUUUCGACUAUGAACCAUUAUUUUCUUGCACAGAAUGCCCACUCGGUUCUCGAUUGUGAAUACCAUACCGUUCUUGAUCUCGUUGCUGUAUAA
This is a messenger RNA of Momordica charantia (bitter melon), 1386 nucleotides long. RefSeq names its product tetraspanin10 (gene TET10). Gene Ontology annotation, biological process: auxin-activated signaling pathway. The record is from RefSeq and is a predicted model, not a curated record. Gene Ontology annotation, cellular component: membrane. Lineage: Eukaryota; Viridiplantae; Streptophyta; Magnoliopsida; Cucurbitales; Cucurbitaceae.